CGAUCUUUGUUAUAUAGUACUAUUUCUUAAAUCAAGUGUUCGUUGGAAAAUGUUCCACUGAAAUAACAGUUUCUUUAUCUUCUUUAGUAGAGAUUCUUGGACACACAACCAAGAAAAUGAUGAGAUCCUGUAGAUUUUCUGACACAAGUCAUGUCUUCACUCUUAUGGUCAUCUGUUUCAUCACCCUGUUCUCUUCUUCCGUCCACGGUCAGGGAAAGAUCCGGCGAUUCAAGUGGGAAGUGAAGUACGAGCUUAAAUCACCAGAUUGUUUUGAGAAGCUAGUCAUUACAAUAAAUGGCCAGUUUCCAGGUCCUACCAUCAAAGCUCAACAAGGUGACACCAUUAUCGUCGAGCUCAAGAAUAGCUUCAUGACUGAAAAUGUUGUUGUCCAUUGGCAUGGAAUCAGACAGAUUGGGACACCAUGGUUUGAUGGAGUAGAAGGUGUUACUCAAUGUCCAAUUCUUCCUGGAGAAGUCUUCACAUACCAGUUCGUCGUUGAUAGACCUGGGACAUACAUGUAUCAUUCACACUAUGGGAUGCAGAGAGAAUCUGGACUAAUAGGAAUGAUUCGAGUUUCUCCUCCAAGUACAGAACCUGAACCGUUUACAUACGAUUAUGACUGGAGCCUUUUGUUAACCGAUUGGUAUCACAAAGGCAUGUCCGAGAAAGCGACCGGUUUAGCAUCCAUACCCUUUAAAUGGGUUGGUGAGCCACAGUCGCUUAUGAUACAAGGAAGAGGAAGAUUCAACUGCACAAACAACCUGAUGACUCCUCAGCGCUCGGAAGCUGAAGUAUGUAACGCUUCACACGCUGAUUGUUCACGUCUUGUCCUCACGGUGAUCCCCGGGAAGACAUACCGCCUUCGUAUUGGUAGCUUGACGUCUCUCUCUGCUCUCAGUUUCCAAAUCGAGGGACAUAACUUGACGGUAGUCGAAGCCGAUGGACACUACGUUGAACCAUUCACUGUGAGGAAUCUCUUCAUAUACUCCGGAGAAACUUAUUCCGUGCUUCUCAAGGCAGAUCAAAACCCUAGCCGAAACUAUUGGAUCACCACAAGCAUCGUUAGCCGUCCAGAGAAAACUCCACCAGCAACAGCUGUACUCAACUACCACCCGAAUCACCCACGUAAGCAUCCUCCGACGCCGGCAUCCUCCAAUUUUCGGCCGGCAUGGAACGACACGCGCCACCGUCUUGCACAAAGCGUAGCAAUCAAGGCACGUAAAGGAUUCUUGCACGCGCCGCCGGAGAAUUCGGACAAAGUGAUUGUGCUCUUGAAUACACAGAGCAAAGUUAACGGAUACAUGCGGUGGUAGGUCAACAACGUUUCCUACCAACACCCUACAACGCCAUACUUAAUCGCAUCAAAGCAUAAUCUCACAAACGCAUUUGACUGGCGUUUCACGCCGCCGGAGAGUUACGAUUCUAAAAGCUACGACAUAUUUGCCGUACCCUCAAACGCUAACGCCACGAUGAGCGACGGUAUCUACCGCUUGAAGUUCAACUCCACUGUGGACGUGGUUUUACAGAACGCUAAUACGAUGAGCGUUAACAAUAGUGAAACGCACCCGUGGCAUUUACACGGUCAUGAUUUUUGGGUGCUUGGGUAUGGUGAAGGGAAAUUUAACGAGUCGAAUGAUCCGAAAAGGUAUAAUCUGGUCGACCCGAUUAUGAAAAACACGGUUGCGGUACAACCGUAUGGCUGGACCGCUCUGCGUUUUAGAGCGGAUAAUCCUGGCGUUUGGGCGUUUCACUGCCAUAUUGAGUCGCAUUUUUUCAUGGGAAUGAGGAUUGUGUUCGAGUCUGGGAUCGAUAGGGUUGCUAAUUUGCCUUCUUCUAUCAUGGGUUGUGGUCAGGCUAAACGCUGAAAUAUGUUAUAUUAAAUCUUUGGUUAUUUUUGUAAGGCCA
Molecule: messenger RNA, 1905 nt
Organism: Brassica oleracea var. oleracea
Lineage: Eukaryota; Viridiplantae; Streptophyta; Magnoliopsida; Brassicales; Brassicaceae
Product: L-ascorbate oxidase
Exons: 5
Cellular component (GO): extracellular region
Molecular function (GO): copper ion binding; oxidoreductase activity
Source: RefSeq, a predicted model, not a curated record